Messenger RNA from Equus caballus (horse), 1854 nucleotides. It is a transcript of the gene MAT2B, whose product is annotated as methionine adenosyltransferase 2B. Lineage: Eukaryota; Metazoa; Chordata; Mammalia; Perissodactyla; Equidae. The record is from RefSeq and is a predicted model, not a curated record. Gene Ontology annotation, molecular function: methionine adenosyltransferase regulator activity. Gene Ontology annotation, biological process: S-adenosylmethionine biosynthetic process. Gene Ontology annotation, cellular component: methionine adenosyltransferase complex.
GGAGGCGGGCCCAGGGCGACGCAGCCGCGGCCGCUAGCGAUCUGGGCUGGAGAUAGUGGCGGUCGCCGCAGCGGCGGCGCGAAGGCGGCGGGCAUGGUGGGACGGGAGAAGGAGCUCGCCAUCCACUUUGUUCCCGGGAACUGCCGGCUCGAAGAGGAGGAAGUGAACAUCCCCAGCAGGCGGGUUCUGGUCACUGGUGCCACUGGGCUUCUUGGCAGAGCUGUGUACAGAGAAUUUAAGCAGAAUAAUUGGCAUGCCUUUGGCUGUGGUUAUAGAAGAGCGAGGCCAAAGUUUGAGCAGGUCAAUCUGUUGGACUCCGAUGCGGUUCGUCACAUUGUUCAUGACGUUCAGCCCCACGUCAUAGUGCAUUGUGCAGCAGAGAGAAGGCCCGAUGUGGUGGAAAAUCAGCCGGAUGCUGCUUCUCGACUUAAUGUGGAUGCUUCUCGGAAUUUAGCAAAGGAAGCAGCUGCAAUCGGAGCAUUUCUAAUCUACAUUAGCUCAGAUUAUGUAUUUGAUGGAACAAAUCCACCUUAUAGGGAGGAAGACAUACCAAGUCCCCUAAACCUGUAUGGCAAAACCAAAUUAGAAGGAGAAAAGGCCGUCCUGGAGAACAAUUUAGGAGCUGCUGUUUUGAGAAUUCCUGUUCUGUAUGGAGAAGUUGAGAAGCUUGAAGAAAGUGCCGUGACUAUUAUGUUUGAUAAAGUGCAGUUCAGCAACAAGUCAGCGAACAUGGACCACUGGCAGCAGAGGUUCCCCACCCAUGUCAAAGAUGUAGCCACCGUGUGUCGUCAGUUAGCCGAGAAGAGAAUGCUGGAUCCGUCAAUUAAGGGAACCUUUCAUUGGUCUGGCAACGAACAGAUGACUAAGUAUGAAAUGGCAUGUGCCAUUGCCGAUGCCUUCAACCUCCCCAGCAGUCACUUAAGACCUAUAACUGACAGUCCAGUCUUAGGAGCACUACGUCCAAGAAAUGCUCAGCUUGACUGCUCCAAAUUAGAGACCUUGGGCAUUGGCCAGCGAACACCAUUUCGAAUUGGAAUCAAAGAAUCACUCUGGCCUUUCCUCAUUGACAAGAGAUGGAGACAAACGGUUUUUCAUUAGUGUAUGUGUGGUCUUUUUUUUUUUUGUAAUCAGAAGUAUAGUAUGUGGCACUUUUUAAAGAAAAGGAAAUAGUUUUGUAUGAGUGCUCUUUAAUUGUGACUCAUGAUCUUUCAGGUAAAUGAUGCUCUUGCGCUAGUGAAAUGGUCUAAAGAAACUAAGGGCAAUAAUGCCUUGUUUCGGAAGUAACAGUUUUUCUGUUUAUCAUUUUGUUUGUUCUGGCUUAACUCGCUGUUUGCGUAUAGUAAAUUAUGAUUCUGAAAUAUUUGAGAGCCAAGUUGAAACAGAUCUGCUGUAGACUUGUUUUUUGGAUGAAAUGCAUCGUUCAUUCCUAUAAGCUCUACAUUUUCAUGACUUUUGCAACUGUUGACCCUUUUAUGUUUUAAAGUGUUAAAUAGUAUGAAAAUCAUUGGUGUUCAUUAUUUGCUUUGCCUGAGCUCAGAUCAAAAUGUUUGAAGAAAGAUACUUUAUUUUUGCAACUUAAGUGAGGUUUUUAUGCUCGAGAUCUUUCGAUGUGUUAUGUAUAUUGGAACUCCUGCAGCUUCGCGCCUCCUGCUUUUGUAGCAGUGUAUGGUGAGCACUUGAGAGAGGAGAGGAUGUGUGUAUGUGUAUUUUUUUAAUAUAUAUAUAAAACUGUCCUUUUCACUCCAUGUCACACUAAGUGAUAUUUCAUAUGUGUGGUUAUACUAAUAAUUGGCCUUGUAAGUCUUUUGACCAUUCAUGAAUAAUAAUAAUAAAUACGUACUGCUGGCAUGGUAA